Molecule: messenger RNA, 576 nt
Organism: Papaver somniferum (opium poppy)
Lineage: Eukaryota; Viridiplantae; Streptophyta; Magnoliopsida; Ranunculales; Papaveraceae
Exons: 1
Coding region: 1-576 (191 amino acids)
Molecular function (GO): nucleic acid binding
Source: RefSeq, a predicted model, not a curated record
AUGGUGGCCUUUUACAAGGCUGCUAAGGGGCGCAACAGGAUGAUAAAGGAUCUGUGGCUGGUUGCGAAUCUCGCAAUUGUCACGGAAUUAUGGAAGCUGCGCAAUAAAGCUUACUUUGAAGUCAUGGCGGUCCAGUGGCUUGGUUUUAAAGGAAGGAUUUAUCAGGUAAUACGUGAUAACUCAAUUAGAAUGAACAGUCAUAUGUUUAAUAAUGUGGAGGAAUUACGCAUCUUAAAUUACUUCAAGGUGCAGCAUAGAUCGUGCAAAAUUUCCACUCCAAUUGAGGCUUGUUGGUCUCCUCCUAACCAUGAUGAAAUCAUGAUUUGUUGUGAUGGUGUUUCACUUGGAAAUCCAGGUCAGGAUGGUGCUGGUGUUCAUUUUCGUGAUGUCAAUGCAGCAGUACUUGGCGUUCUCUGUAUUGGUCUUGGCUGGCAGACUAAUUAUUGCACAGAAAUGGAUGCUAUUAUUUAUGGUGUGAUGCUAGACAAGAGGUGGAACGUGAAAAAUAUUUGUGUUCAGUCAGACUCGAUGAGUUGCAUUCAAGCUUUUCAAAAGGACGAGUUUCCAUGGCAGUAG